CAACAAAAAAUCUUUUCACCAUAUGAUAUUGUGUUUUAUACUUUUAUCUUUGUAGUGACGAGUCUCUUAAAUCCGGGUCCCCUCGGCGGCUGGCAAGCCCUGCCAGCUCCCCACUAUACUUUCAUGUCCGCGUCAUGGAACGCUUACAUGCAAUUAUUUUAUGUUAUUGAGAACAACAGAUAAUUCUAUAAUAUCCCCCACACUAUGUUUUCACCACUCCUUAAAUUUGUCAAUAUCAAAUAUUUGUGGCAUUCUUGUCUUGAACUUUGAGUAAAGCUACAACUAUUUGCUUGAAAUGGCUAAUUUUGCUGAUGAGCAUCCGGUGAAGAGUUUUGGAUGGGCAGCUAGAGAUACUUCUGGUCAUCUCUCUCCCUUCAACUUCUCUAGAAGGGCAACUGGAGAAAAAGAUGUGAGGAUCAAAGUGCUCUACUGUGGGAUUUGUCAUACUGAUAUUCAGAAUGCCACAAAUGGCUGGGGAGCCUCCACUUAUCCUGUGGUUCCCGGGCAUGAGGUUGUUGGUGAAGUUACAGAAGUGGGUAGCAAGGUAGAAAAGGUUAAAGUGGGUGAUAAAGUGGGUGUUGGAUACAUAGUCGGAUCAUGUAGGUCAUGUGAUGACUGCGCCAGUGAUCUUGAGAGUUACUGUCCUCAACAAAAAUUAACAUGUGGCGGCGUUUACUAUGAUGGAACUCUUACGUUUGGGGGAUAUUCAGAUUCAUUGGUUGCCGAUGAGCACUUUGUAAUUCGCUGGCCUGAGAAUCUUCCCCUCGAUGCUGGCGCACCACUGCUCUGUGGAGGUAUCACAACUUACAGCCCUUUGAGAUACUUUGGUCUUGACAAGCCUGGAAUGCAUAUUGGUAUUGUGGGCUUAGGGGGGCUUGGUCAUAUUGCUGUCAAGUUUGCCAAGGCUUUUGGGACAAAGGUGACUGUAAUUAGUACUUCCCUUGCCAAGAAACAAGAAGCGAUUGAACAUCUUGGCGCUGAUUCAUUUCUGGUUAGUCGUAAUCCAGAAGAGAUGCAGGCAGCUGCAGGAACAAUGGAUGGCAUUCUCGAUACAGUUUCAGCUGUACAUCCCCUCCAACCAUUGCUUAUGUUAUUGAAAUCACAUGGAAAACUAGUCUUGGUAGGGGUUCCUACAAAGGCGCUUGAGCUACCUGUAUAUCCUCUUGUUCAAGGUAGGAGAGUGAUAGGGGGAAGUGGUACAGGAGGGAUGAAAGAGACGCAGGAAAUGAUAGAUUUUGCCGCCAAAAACAAUAUCAUAGCAGAUGUAGAGGUUGUCGCAAUGGACUACGUCAACACUGCCUACGAGAGACUAGAGAAAGCUGAUGUGAGAUAUCGUUUUGUCCUUGACAUCGGAAAUACACUAACAAAAUCAACCUGAUUCCGGCCCUUAAACAUUCAAACCUGGACAUCACAUUGUAUUGUCACAGAUACCUGUGGCAUUACAAUAUCUUCUAUGAGUUGUAUAAAGUUGUAAUGUUUGCGUGCAUUCUUGUCCCUGUGAAGUUUGUUGGGUACCCCCACACAAAAAUGUUCCCCUUAAAUAAUUGCUUCUUCAUAUUUCUCGCAAGUUCCAAGUCUGUAAAGUUCGUGUAUGUGAACUUUGAAUGUUGUAAUGAUAAAUAAACUGCCUGUUUGUUUCUUACCAAAUGUUGGUGUGCUGAAACAUAAAUGGGGCAUUGGGGCAUUGAUAUCUGUAUAUUUAUAUUACUGAAAUUUACAGGUCAGAUUCGAAUUGUCA
Molecule: messenger RNA, 1738 nt
Organism: Daucus carota subsp. sativus
Lineage: Eukaryota; Viridiplantae; Streptophyta; Magnoliopsida; Apiales; Apiaceae
Product: 8-hydroxygeraniol dehydrogenase
Exons: 5
Coding region: 296-1378 (360 amino acids)
Biological process (GO): lignin biosynthetic process
Molecular function (GO): zinc ion binding; cinnamyl-alcohol dehydrogenase activity
Source: RefSeq, a predicted model, not a curated record